Trichosporon asahii var. asahii CBS 2479 is the source of this 270-nucleotide messenger RNA. RefSeq lists its product as uncharacterized. NCBI's taxonomy places the organism in Eukaryota, Fungi, Basidiomycota, Tremellomycetes, Trichosporonales, Trichosporonaceae. The transcript has a single exon. The record is from RefSeq and is a predicted model, not a curated record. Bases 1 to 270 code for a protein of 89 amino acids.
AUGGCCACACCCCAGCAGGACCAGGCGACCGCGACCGUCCUUCAAGCGCUCCAGGCGCUGUACCACGACCCAGACUCGAACGCGAAGAAGAGGGCGAACGAAUGGCUCGAAGAGUUUCAGCACAGCGUGAGUGCACCAAUCACCAGUGACGUCUUCGGUAGCCAAACAAUCGAGAUCGGGCGUCACCAUGCCGACCCAUCUCGCGACCCGAGGCUGAGCUACCUGAUCUACCCCUCAGCAAACUCUUACGACGUGGAGGGAAGGUGCUAA